AUGCCUUCAAAUAAGAAGUUAAUGUCUAAAAUGCGACAAAUAGCACAAUGGAUUUUAGUGGUGCAUGUGGUUGAAUUCAUAGAGGCAUAUUGUACACCUCGCGAUACAGCUCGUCGGUCUCCGCAUCGCAGUCGCCGGUCCAGGGAACCUCGACGAUCACCUGACACGUCCAGAUGGCGUUACGAAUCCCGUCGUCAUAAUUACGACGAAUCGAGACGGCCAUACGAAUACGAAUCCAAGAGAUAUUUUGGGAGAGAGUACGACGCAGAUUCUGGACGACGACCCGCUUUCGACGCGGAAUCAGCACGACGACGAGCAGACUACGAGUCUGCAAGACGGACUGACUUUGAUUUGUCAGCUCCUGAAGUAUCCAGACGGAGUCCCGAAAGUGCGCCAGAAGGCUCAGCGGAUUCUCCUCCCGAACCAGCACCCUCAGCGCCAUUGCACCAGGAAAGACAAUCUAGACAUCGGACUCAACCAUAUUACGAAUCUGAAUCGAGUUCAGAAGAUAGAUCAUCCUCAACUGACGGUGAAGAAGACGAGUUUGGUGAAUUCGACCCAUUUGCCACGGCACCUUCCCUGCAUUCACCUGACAGUGGUCGGUCUGAUCCUCGAUACGCGAACGCCCCACGAAGAAAUCCAAGCCCCUACUAUUACGGCGAUUUGUUCAAAACUGCUCCUCCACCACCUGCUCCUGCAGCACCAACCGUUUCAUCGACUUCCUCUUCUCGUGGCCCUAGAUAUAGAAAGUCAGCUAGUCUUGACGCUCCCCACGUUGCUCCACGACCAAAUCUGCCUAAAAGAUUUUCAGUGGCAGAAGAUGGCUUCCGUGAGCUAGAAAGGUCAUCAUCAUCGUCCGGCGAGAGCGCGUGGAUGCCGCCAAGGCGUCGCGGGCGCGACGCGGCCGGCUGCGUGUGCGCCGCGCCCGAAGAUGUAGAGGAGCAUAGAUCUUCUCGUAGCGUAUUUUACGUGCCGGCGCCAUUGCCACGCUGGCCACAAGAAAUGACCACACGACAGAUUUACGAGACAGCUUUUGACUGUAAAAUAGCACGCUCUGACGAUGACUUAGACGACUUUGAUCGCGUUAGUAAUCAUCCAGCUCUUUUGCAAGCUGAGGAACGCAAAGUUAUUUCAUCAGCGUCAUCCGCCUUCGAAGCUGUUGAGCGAAGUGAACCAGAUUACAAAGGUCGCCGUAAGGUGACAAUGAAAACAGAUAGCGUUCGUCGCUCAAAGAUUCCUACUAUUCGUCAGAAGAGGGAAAAUGAGAACAAUGCGUCAGCACUCUCAGAAGAAUUGGAAAAAGUGCACAUUGAAGAAGAGGAUAGAACAUCAACGUCACAACUGCCGUUGCGCGGUUACACUCCUUCUCCUCCAUCCACUGCACCUUUGCCUACAAAGUUUCAACAAAAAGAUGGAUCUGCCAUGAAUAGCAUUAAAAGUGCUCCCAACUUACCACAAACGCAGCCAUCACACCCACGUCUGAAAGACUUAAGACUGCCUGUAAAGUCUUUAAGGGCUCGUGACACGCCUACGAGUAGUGAUGCUAGUAUGACUGACGUCAAAGCCUCCGUAUCCACAGAGCUUGACGUCGGACAACGUUUAAGGGAUUCCAGUCGCGAGUCCCGUGAUGGCGAUGAUGAAAGAGCGCAAUCAAAAGACGGUAUUUUUUUAGAGAUUAAGGGUCGACCCACUUCCGAUUCUGAUACACCCGAAUUGAAUCGGUACAAGGGGCCUAAGGGGGUCGGCCCUAUAAUGGAGUUUAAAGGCAGGCCCGGAGUAGCUCGCCCGCGACGAAAGUAUUCUAGCACCGAAAGCAUGGCAACGAGUAGUAGUGGUGGAAGUAUGGAGUCAUUAAGGAGCAGUAACAGUGAAGGUGAUAGAAGUAGCAGUAGUUCUGAAAGUCGACACUCAUCAUCACUAAGCUCACAUAGCUCGGACUCCGGAAAUGUUCCAUUUAUCAAAUCACAUAUGCAGCUUUCGGGGUUUGGACAUCAUCCGACUAAAUUACAUAUUUUAAGUCCUAUAUCAGAUAAAUCUUCCCAAGAACCGGCCUCAGAAACAUCGGAUAAUAAUAAAAAUAACAAUUCACAAAAAGUUUCUCCCGAAGAUGGAGAUACGGGUAACACUACGAUACAAACAACAGUUGAAAUUUUACCUAAACCUAAAAGGCGAGCUUUACAAAACAGAAAUCUGUUAAAUUUGACCUUUAGGCAUUCUACUCCUGGUGAUACUGAAAUACAGGGAUCUGAUAGUGGUAUAUCAAUUCACUCUAGAGAGGGUGUAGAUUCACGGAAUGCGUUUAUAAAUUUCAAGAAUAGCAAUACAGAGGAGGAACGAAAAGAUGACGCCGUUGAUCUAUCCGAUCUUCCAUUUGAUAUGCCGAAGCUACGAAGACGACGAGCUGAAGCAGAAGUCGAUCUUCGAUCAUUGCCAUUUGAUAUGCCUAAACUAAGACGAAAAUUACGAGGCCAGUCACUACAAUUAAACAGUGAUUUUGGAGAAGCUAUAUCUAACGCCUCUUCUAGCCAAAGUGUUCAAGAUUUAAAUCAAGGGAAAAAACAUCGGGAGAAACUGACAUUGAAUUUUGAUAGUGGCAUUGGUAGCUCUAGCAGCGCUAAGGGAUUGCAUUUGAACUUAGGACCUAUUGCACCGCCACGGGAUCUGGUUGAUGCCUCUCUUCCACUAGACCGACAAGGGUGGUAUCACGGAACGUUAUCGCGAUUGGAAGCUGAGGGCUUACUGAGAGAUGCGGAUGAGGGAGCAUUCUUAGUACGAAAUAGCGAAUCCGCUAAACACGACUACUCGCUUAGCUUGAAGUCUACCCGUGGGUUUAUGCACAUGCGUAUUUGUCGCGGAGGUGAAGGUUACACUUUGGGAGGGGCAGCGACAGCCUUUCCCAACGUACCCACUCUAAUGAGACACUACGUAACAGCUCAAAGACUGCCAGUCAGAGGAGCUGAACACAUGGCCCUAUCGACUCCACUGCCAGCUGUAAUGCUUUGAAAAUCUUUAGGAGACUUUGAUUGGAAUUAAUCAAAGAGCCCAAUGUAUCGCGAUCGUUCUUUGAUGUUCGUUCGCUUUGUAGGAGCUGGUACGGAGUGUGUAUACCUUUUGAAGAAGUACGGCGCAUAAGUACGGCGAACUUCACGCUGUAAGGUGAAGUGUAUGUACAUAUAUAACGAAGACGCAAUUGACUUUGAGUUUUGUGUCCUUUUGUUUUUGAUACUUAAGCGUAAAUAUAGCAGCAGUUAUUUAUUGUAUGUGAAUAGUUUUAGUACCCAGUGAAUUAAACCAAAGAGUUAGGAUACGUACAUAGAAGUCAUUUUCUAUGGGGCUUGCAAAUUCUUUGUUUGCUCAGAAUAUUGUCAUAAAACGCAGAGCUAGUAAUUUUAUUAUUAUAAAUCUCUCAACAACAUUGACGAGCUACUGAAAUCUGUAGAUGAAACAAUUUUUAUUAUGAUCUACAAUAUAAUUUGUAAUGUAAAAAUUGAGACCUUAAUAAUAAAAUGCUCGCUUUUCACUUAUGCUAGUCCCAACACCGCAGCAACCUGUAUUGACAUUUAAAAUUGUGUCCGUAAUUAUUUACAUGAGUUCCACAGUAAUAUUUAGAAUUAAUCUUAAUUUGUCUACACAAUAAGUAAUUUUAUUUAUUAUACAAUGAUUACUCAUAUUAUAAA
Messenger RNA from Melitaea cinxia (Glanville fritillary), 3677 nucleotides. RefSeq names its product serine/arginine repetitive matrix protein 1 (gene hwt). Bases 1 to 3003 code for a protein of 1000 amino acids. The record is from RefSeq and is a predicted model, not a curated record. The transcript has 6 exons. Gene Ontology annotation, molecular function: phosphotyrosine residue binding. NCBI's taxonomy places the organism in Eukaryota, Metazoa, Arthropoda, Insecta, Lepidoptera, Nymphalidae.